Molecule: messenger RNA, 1522 nt
Organism: Octodon degus (degu)
Lineage: Eukaryota; Metazoa; Chordata; Mammalia; Rodentia; Octodontidae
Gene: Th
Product: tyrosine hydroxylase
Exons: 13
Coding region: 14-1522 (502 amino acids)
Biological process (GO): response to ethanol; dopamine biosynthetic process from tyrosine; response to hypoxia
Cellular component (GO): cytoplasm; axon; perikaryon
Molecular function (GO): tyrosine 3-monooxygenase activity; iron ion binding
Source: RefSeq, a predicted model, not a curated record
ACUACACCGCACCAUGCCCACCCCCAGUGCUGCCGCCGCUGCUGCUGCGCCACAGCCCAAGGGCUUCCGAAGGGCUGUCUCUGAGCUGGAUGCCAAGCAGGCCGAGGCUAUCAUGUCCCCUCGGUUCAUCGGGCGUCGGCAGAGCCUCAUUGAGGAUGCUCGCAAGGAACGGGAGGCAGCUGAGGCAGCAGCAGCAGCAGCAGUGGCCUCCUCAGAGCCUGGGGACCCCCUGGAGGCCGUGACAUUCAAAGAACAGGAGGGGAGAGCCAUGCUGAACCUUCUCUUCUCCCUUCGGGGCUCCAAGCCCUCUCCACUAUCCCGGGCUGUCAAGGUGUUUGAGACAUUUGAAGCCAAAAUCCACCACCUGGAGACCCGUCCAGCCCCCAGGCCACGGGCAGGUGGCCCACACCUGGAAUACUUUGUACGCUUUGAGGUGCCCAGUGGGGACCUGCCCGCCCUGCUCAGCUCUGUGCGUCGGGUGUCAGAUGAUGUGCGCAGUCCCAGGGAGGACAAGGUUCCCUGGUUCCCACGAAAGGUGUCAGAGCUGGAUAAGUGCCACCACCUGGUCACCAAGUUUGACCCUGACCUGGACCUGGACCAUCCGGGCUUCUCAGACCAGGUGUACCGCCAGCGCAGGAAGCUGAUUGCCGAGAUCGCCUUCCAGUACAAGCAAGGCGAGCCGAUUCCCCAGGUGGAGUACACAGCUGAAGAGACUGCAACCUGGAAAGAGGUCUACACCACGCUGAAGGGCCUCUAUGCCACCCACGCCUGCCGGGAGCACCUGGAGGCCUUCCAGCUGCUUGAGCGCUUCUGUGGCUACCGUGAGGACAGCAUCCCACAGCUGGAGGAUGUGUCACGGUUCCUGAAGGAGCGGACUGGCUUCCAGCUGCGGCCCGUGGCUGGUCUGCUGUCUGCACGGGACUUCCUGGCCAGCCUGGCCUUCCGUGUGUUCCAGUGCACCCAGUACAUCCGCCACGCCUCCUCGCCCAUGCACUCGCCUGAGCCGGAUUGCUGCCACGAGCUGUUGGGGCACGUACCCAUGCUAGCUGACCGUACGUUCGCCCAGUUCUCCCAGGACAUUGGCCUCGCAUCCUUGGGGGCCUCGGAUGAGGAAAUUGAAAAGUUAUCCACGCUGUACUGGUUCACGGUGGAGUUUGGGCUCUGCAAACAGAAUGGAGAGUUGAAGGCCUAUGGCGCUGGGUUGCUGUCCUCCUACGGGGAGCUCCUGCAUUCCCUGUCUGAGGAGCCUGAGAUCCGGGCCUUUGACCCCGAUGCUGCUGCUGUCCAGCCCUACCAAGACCAGACCUACCAGCCCGUGUACUUCGUGUCAGAGAGCUUCAGUGAUGCAAAGGAGAAGCUCAGGGGCUACGCCUCUCGAAUCCAGCGCCCUUUCUCUGUGAAGUUUGACCCCUACACACUGGCCGUGGAUGUGCUGGACAGCCCUCACACCAUCCGGCGCUCCCUGGAGGACGUCCAGGACGAGCUGCACACCCUAGUCCAUGCGCUGAGUGCCAUCAGCUAG